AUGGCCAAAACCCUCAUAAAACUCCCUUUUCUCUUCCUCUUUCUCACCACUGUUCUCUUCUCUUUCGCCCUUGCUACUGGGAAAUCUGACAGUUUCUCGAGGAACUUAUCUCCAAAAAAACUAGGCCUCAAACGGGAGAAACUAAGCCACCUUCACUUCUACUUCCACGACACACUUAGUGGAGAAAAUCCGACUGCUAUUCCUGUUGCCCAAGCAGCCACGACCAACAAGUCUUCGACAUCAUUUGGGCUGGUCGUAAUGAUGGAUGACCCCUUGACUUUAAAGCCCGAGGUCAAGUCGAAGCAAGUAGGAAGAGCCCAAGGGUUUUACGCAUCUGCAUCACAAAGUGAAAUUAGCUUUUUAAUGACACUGAACUUUAGUUUUACGGAAGGGAAGUACAACGGUAGCACCCUCAGUAUCCUGGGUCGCAACAGCAUAUUUUCUGGCGUUAGAGAGAUGCCAAUUGUUGGUGGGAGUGGGCUUUUCCGUUUUGCAAGAGGCUAUGCUCAGGCAAAGACUCAUACGAUUAACCUUAAAACUAAUGAUGCUAUCGUGGAGUAUAAUGUAGUGCAGCAAGCGAGAGUGUAUGAUUUUGGUGGGCUAAUGGGGACUAGAGAGGCUGGCUCGGGUAUUGAUGGAAUGCUUAGUGCAGUUCAUGGUUUCAAUACCGGGAUCCCAUUCCUUCAAAAUCGAUUGAAGGGACCAAAGUGGCUUCCUUUUCUAGUCGGACUUCCUUCACUGCUUGCGGUUUCGAGUGCCAGUGCUGCUUUUGGAGGUAGGAUUAGUGAAGUAUUUAUGGUGCUUCUUGGAUUUGGACAAGUACGAGAGGAAAUUCCUCACGGUUUUGGGUCAAAGGUGUGUGACAUGGUUAGUGAAGCAUUUAUAGUGCAUACCAGGUUCCUUGCAGGUUAUGUGUUUCCAAAGUUUGCUCAACUUACUGUGACGUCCUAUUAUGCUGCCUCAAGUGCCUCUCAUUAUGGGAUUUCACUCCUCACCAGACAUAUUGAAGAGGACACAGUAGCCAGCAGUGAAUUGGUGUAUUUUGUCCUUGUUACCUUGUUGACAGUUUUAUCCUGCUGCUCUCGAAAAGGAUAUGAGAGGAAACUUUUACCAUGGAUGUGCAUUACGUGUGGUAGUGGUACGUCAGUGAGGAGAUUCAAUGAGUUUCUAUCACGGCCUUGUCUUUGCCAGUUGAAUAAGGUCCGCCUAUGGGAAUCUGAGCUUAAACGGGACAGAAUCAACUGGAUGUGUUACUUGUAA
Molecule: messenger RNA, 1260 nt
Organism: Dovyalis caffra
Lineage: Eukaryota; Viridiplantae; Streptophyta; Magnoliopsida; Malpighiales; Salicaceae
Source: the annotation of a GenBank genome assembly